AUGACUAAGCCAAUUCUCUAUAUGAAUCCUCUUUGUGCUCCAUCCAGAGCAGUUAUAUAUCUGGGUAAAUGCAUUGGGUUGGAACUUGAAUACAAAGAAAUAAAUCUUGACACAAGGGAAACACUAACACCAGAAUUUCGCAAACUAAAUCCACAACAUACUGUACCCACUCUGAUUGACGAACAAAAUGUUAUCUAUGAUUCACAUGCCAUUUGUGCAUAUUUAGUGGAUAAAUAUGCUCCAAAUGAUAAAUUGUAUCCAAAAGAUUUGGUUCAACGGGCAUUGAUUGAUGCCCGAUUACAUUUCGAUUCGUGUGAUAUAUUUUCGACAAUGCGUUUUAUGUAUGUGCAAAUAUUAUAUGGUGGACUACAAAGUAUACCCGAGGAGGUAAUCAGCUGUUUACAAGAAUCUUGGAUGAUAUUGGAGGAUAUUUUAAAAGGAAGUAGUUAUCUUUGUGGUGACGGUAUGACAAUUGCUGAUAUCUGUUGUUUUGCCACGAUAACGGCAGUUUUGGAGAAUGUCCCAAUUGAGGAAGAGAAAUUUCCAAAAUUAUUCGAUUGGUUAAGGAGAAUGCGUUUGAUGCCGUUUUACUGUGAUGACGGAGCUGAAAGAUUGCAAAGGAAAGUACAGAAGAAACUUCAAGAGAAUCGUUUAACAAAAUAA
Molecule: messenger RNA, 663 nt
Organism: Musca vetustissima
Lineage: Eukaryota; Metazoa; Arthropoda; Insecta; Diptera; Muscidae
Product: glutathione S-transferase 1-like
Exons: 2
Coding region: 1-663 (220 amino acids)
Biological process (GO): glutathione metabolic process
Molecular function (GO): glutathione transferase activity
Source: RefSeq, a predicted model, not a curated record